Belonocnema kinseyi is the source of this 3080-nucleotide messenger RNA. Its product is annotated as UNC93-like protein MFSD11. NCBI's taxonomy places the organism in Eukaryota, Metazoa, Arthropoda, Insecta, Hymenoptera, Cynipidae. The coding region runs from base 288 to 1766 and encodes 492 amino acids. The record is from RefSeq and is a predicted model, not a curated record. The transcript has 3 exons.
AAAGCGUGCAGUUGAUCAAUAAGAAGGGCUCGAGUAAUUUGCGCACGAGUGCAUGCUAUGCCAAAAUACGCAUAAAAAUCCAAAAUAAAAAUUAAUUUUUUAGUUAUGUAAAGUGCAAGUGACCAACUCUCAUUGCAGAGUUUCAUUUAUGAUCAAAGUGAGCCACAAAAAUACUUGAGUAUCCCGGAAUUAUAAAGUUCGGUGCGGGGGUCGCGAUUCUCAAUCUCAUCGUGUGGGACAUUUUAUUCUUCUAUUUUUAAAACUCGAAAUCAAAAAUUCUAGGAGCUAUGAAACUCGAUAGAAAAAUCUUGAAUGUGAUACUUCUAAGUUGGGGAUAUGCUGUCGCUUUUUCUAUUCAAACAUGGUUCCACCAAGUUUCCGAUAGCAACGACACAUGGGAGGGUGAAAAAAGGCGAAUCAUCUUCGACAUAGCAUUUAUAAUUUGCAUCAUAAUUGCUCCAUCUUACGUGACCUUAUCAGGAACAAGUGUCUCAAUUCUGACCAGCUACAUUUGCCAUGUCUUCUACAUCAGCUCCGUCGUCGGUCCACUCAGGUGUAAUCAAAAACUGAAUUAUUCAGGCUCUGCAGCUCUUGGCCUUGGAGCGGCCUUGGCCAUUGUCGCUCAAGGUCGAUGUCUCACAGAAAACAGCACUUCUCGUACAAUUCAUCGUCAUGCCUGGAUUUUUUGGCUUUCUUAUCAAAUCUUCCUCCUUAGUCGAAACAUCCUGGCAAGCAAACCUCUGCUGAUGGGCAUCUACGAAAUACUAGGUCUGACAAUAAUACAACCAAUUACAGUGAAUUUUGCGCUUAUUGUCAUUGUCAGUAUCACCAGCGGACUGGCACUUCGGGAACCUUCAAGGGAAUAUUCCUCUGGAGGAUUGGAGUGCAUUCCAAAUGGAAAGGUCAUUGAACCUCAAGAACCUUCUGUGGGACCAUUUUUCACUGCUUGGAAACCUUUGAAGGAUUUUUUUGCACUUAUUGUCAGUUCAAAAAUGCUACUGCUCUCAAUUAUGUUGGGCUAUGCUGGACUGAUGAAGGCUUUUCAGUUUGACAGAUAUAUUGAUCUGGAGACUGAUGAGAAGGCGGAUUUCUAUACGGUUCCGAUUGGGGAAAUUUUUGGGGCCUUAUUUUCUGCCUUCUGGUUUUGUAACAAGAAUGGAGAUUCUGCGAUGAUCGUCUUCAUCGGACUGGUGAUGCUGGCUACUUCAUAUUCUUUCAGUACCAUCAACGUUUUGCAUAAAGAGGAUAGUUUUUGGAGAAAUCCGGAGGAAUUGUCACAAGGAAAACUAAAUUACUACAGGGCCAUGACAUUGCUGGAAAGAUUUUCAUUCGGAUUUGGAGAUGCCUGUUUCCACACUCAAAUUUAUUCUCUCCUCGGAGCCCUUUUUUCAAAAAAUUCUGCACCAGCUUUUGCCCUUGCUGGUUUAUAUUAUUGGGUGGGCUACUCGUGUGGGUACAAUUAUGUCACGAAAUGGCAACUUCAUUCGCAGGUAAAAUUCUUCCUUGCAACGGGAAUACUGGCGGCAAUAUCUGUUGCCCUCGUUGAAAUUCUCUACGCAAACAGAGGGUCUGAUCAUGAGACUGAAAAUGAAUUUCUGAAGUCGAAGGAAACUUCUGGAAAAUUUUCCAAAGAAAUCCCACCGGAAAUCAAAAUGUUGUAUGCUGGAUUCAACAAUAAGGAAAAACUAGAGGAAAUACCUCGGGAUAUACCGAUUUCUGUUGAUGUUCCAGAAGUAGAGAUACUAGAGAUCCUCAGUGAAAAAUAAUGAGAAAAAUUUUUAUUUCAAUUUGAGAGAAGUGAAUCCUUUUGAAUUUUAUCGAAGGGUUCAAAAGGUAUUUUUGAAGAAACUCAGUCUUCAACUAUUUCUGAUUUUUCUGAAAUCAGAAUUUUUGAUACUCGAAAAACAUCAGGAAAAAUCGUUAGAUUUUGAAGAAAAUGUCGCUUAAAUUCGAAGUUAGAAUAAAGUUGUAUAAACUAAAUGAAAUUUUAUAAAAUAGAAAUGGCGUUUAUAUCUUUUUUUUUUAAUAAUUUGCGGUAAUUUGUCCAAAUAGACUGAAGAUUUUGACAAAUUUGACUGAUAAAAAUAUUUUUGACCUAAAAAAAGAAAAUUGUAAUUCUUGGAACCUGUCUCUAUUUAUAAAAAGUAGACAGUAUCUGAUACGUAUUAUCAUGUUAUUUAUAAGGAAAGUAUGCUCUCUUGACUGAAAUACGCAUGAAUGGCAACAAUUUUCAGUGAACAAGUUUUACCAAUUUUUUAAAAAAGGAAUUCAAAGUUCAGGAGUUUUAUAAAGUUACUGCGUCUUCCUCGAAGCACAAAAAUAAUCACAAUUUUGAUUAAAAUUGAGGAAUUAUUUAAAUUGAAAUCAAGAAUAUUUUAGUAAAAAGUUUAUAAGAGAGUAAAGUUAUUGAAAUAACCUUGUUUAAUACCUCAAUCUCAUUUUUACAUUACUUUUCAAAAUACAAUGAAAAUAAGUUUUGAACUGAAAACUUUUUAAUAAAAGGCCAAAAUGACAUAAAUAUAGUUUAAAAAGCCUGCGUCUAAAAUUUUUUUAUAUUAUCUUACAAUUAGUAAUUUAAUUAUCUUGUACGUGUACAAAAACCAAGUCUGAGGUAACAUACUCAAAAGUUCAUUAGCUUUGUAUCUUACUUUACAACAAGGCUUAAGUGAACAUAUUUUUAUAAAUGAGGAUAUGUGUGUUUAUUUGUGUGGCUGUGAAUGAAUAUUUUAUAAAAUGGUUUUGUUAAAAGGAGUAUUACAAUUUAGAAUUUUUGUAAGCAAUACUUUUGUCUUCAAUGAGCGAAGAAAAAUAUCAUUUUAAAACAUUUUUUUUCUAUAGAAAUAAUGUUACGGCUUAAAAAAGUAUAUAAAUGGUAAUUGUGUAAUUUUGCCUAUAAAAUAUAUGACUGGAAUUUUAUUGUACACUUUAGUGUCAAUUUGUGAUAUACAAACAUAUAUACAAACAUAUGCAUACAAACAUAUUAAAACAAUUUAUGAUCUUGUAGAAUAAUGUAUGGGUAUUAUUAUUAAUGCAUUUAGGAAAUAGUGACUAUUUGUAUACAAAAUAAUUCAAAAAUCAAU